Olea europaea var. sylvestris is the source of this 807-nucleotide messenger RNA. Its product is annotated as autophagy-related protein 8f-like. Bases 146 to 595 code for a protein of 149 amino acids. NCBI's taxonomy places the organism in Eukaryota, Viridiplantae, Streptophyta, Magnoliopsida, Lamiales, Oleaceae. The transcript is spliced from 7 exons. The record is from RefSeq and is a predicted model, not a curated record. Gene Ontology annotation, biological process: cellular response to nitrogen starvation.
ACGUAACGUAUUUAUUGUAGACACAGAUUACAAACGAAUUUAAAGCAAAGAAUUAUUCAUUCACUCCAAUCUUUCUUCAUCUUUAUUCUCGUUUUUCUUACAUUAAUCAUCGUGUCAUACAUCACUAAAGUGAUAUUCAGGUGGAAUGGCCAAUAGUUUAUUCAAGCAAGAGCAUGAUCUUGAAAAGAGGCGUGCUGAGGCUGCUAGAAUUAGGGAGAAAUACUUGGAUAGGAUUCCGGUGAUUGUGGAGAAGGCAGAGAGAAGUGAUAUUCCAAAAAUAGACAAGAAAAAUGAUGGCUGCGUGAUGUUGAGUAUAUUCACUGAACAGCGAGAAGUCAGAGGGCCUGAGGGAAUAUUUGCAAUCAUUACAAGGUACCUCGUUCCAGCUGACUUGACUGUAGGGCAAUUUGUUUAUGUGAUUCGCAAAAGGAUCAAACUGAGUGCUGAGAAAGCAAUUUUCAUAUUCGUAGACAAUGUCCUGCCUCCAACAGGUGCUGUAAUGUCUGCCGUAUAUGAUGAGAAGAAGGAUGAAGAUGGUUUCCUUUAUGUAACCUACAGCGGAGAGAACACGUUUGGGAAUCAGGUCAUGCUGUAGCCUUCAAAACUCGGGUUUCACUUGGGUUAUACAGUUUGGCAAUAGUUGCUACCAUCAGAUUUGUGUCAAUAUCUUUAUUCUGGUUCUUCUUUAUGAAAAUAUUAAAGUUAAAAUUAUGUAUAGCUUAUACAUGUAUAGUUUCUGAGUUUCUUGAGAUACCUAUAAAUGUCACUAUCUCAUGGUAUGUUAUUACAAUAAUCAUUUGGAUUCAA